AUGGCCCAGUUAGACGAUGAAAUGAAAUUGAUUUUGGAAAGAACUGAUACUACACAAGAGGAGAAAGCGAAGCUUUACAGUCAAACCUUGGAGAACUACCUACAUUUCAAGACAAAACGGACCGAUGAAAGAGCUGAACCUAUUCCGGUUAAGCUUUCAGAAGUGCCUAAGAAAGCGGUAGUCGUUAAUUCAACGGACUCAAUUAACAAUGCUGUUAACGACAAAGACAAAAUGACUGUGGGCGAAAUUGUUGAAGUUUUACCGAAAACAUUACAACCUAAAGCAAAAAUGAUUUUGCGACGAAUUCGGGAUAAUCCUGGUGUUUUAAGCUGGACCGAUCGUGGCGAACUGAAAUAUAACGGAGAGACUUUGGCAAAUACAAAUAUUACUAAUCUUGUAGGCGAUUCGCUUAAAUAUCGUAAAAAUAAUAAGCCUAAGGGAUAUGAAAUUUUCCCAAAAGGAUUGAGUGAAAUUAAUCUUCCUGAAGAUUUAAUACGCAACCCUGAACGACUCCAACUUUUCAAAACUCAUGUAUACGAAAAAACACCGGACAAGGAGAAAGACUCACCCGAAAAAGAAGAAUAUACGCCGGUCAAAAGAAGGGCUAGAAAAUUACAGUGGAAGACUAACUUUUAA
Paramuricea clavata is the source of this 636-nucleotide messenger RNA. The record is from the annotation of a GenBank genome assembly. Lineage: Eukaryota; Metazoa; Cnidaria; Anthozoa; Malacalcyonacea; Plexauridae.